AUGAAAGCGAGGAGCCGUGAUCGAAGGAAGUAUUGCCGAUUUCACCGAGACCACGGCCACGACAUCGAACAAUGCAUCCAGCUCAAGGAUAAAAUAAAAGCCCUGAUACGAUGUAGCUACCUCGAAAAAUAUAAGAGGGAGCCGCUGACUCAACCUCCUCCCAAUCGACGACCCCAAAUGACUGAGGAAGCUAUGAAUAACCAACUGACCAUAGGAGUCAUCAACAUGAUCACCAUAAAGUUAGAUCGGAGAGAAACUUUUGAUGAGGAGUCAAUGAAGCAACCAAGACUCCAUGAUGUAAUAACCUUCUCGGAGAAAGAUGCUCGGGGAAUUCAAACUCCCCAUGAUGACGCUGUUAUUGUUUCAGCAAUAAUAGCGAAUUAUGAUGUAAAAAAGAUACUUAUUGAUCAUGAAAGCUCAACUGACAUUCUGUUUUACUCAACCUUCUCCCGAAUGAAAUUGCUGAUUGAUCAACUCAGAAAAAUCUCGACACCGUUAGUCGGCUUCACUGGAGAUGCAAUCACAGUGGAAGGAGAAAUCACCCUCCCCCUAACCACUGAGAUUGAACCACAACAAAGCACCAUCUUCAUAAUCUUUACGGUCGUCUGA
Messenger RNA from Elaeis guineensis (African oil palm), 609 nucleotides. RefSeq lists its product as uncharacterized. The record is from RefSeq and is a predicted model, not a curated record. Lineage: Eukaryota; Viridiplantae; Streptophyta; Magnoliopsida; Arecales; Arecaceae.